Molecule: messenger RNA, 3702 nt
Organism: Gigantopelta aegis
Lineage: Eukaryota; Metazoa; Mollusca; Gastropoda; Neomphalida; Peltospiridae
Product: DCC-interacting protein 13-alpha-like
Exons: 22
Coding region: 216-2324 (702 amino acids)
Biological process (GO): signaling
Cellular component (GO): cytoplasm; endosome membrane
Molecular function (GO): protein binding
Source: RefSeq, a predicted model, not a curated record
UAGUAGAAAGUAAUAAUUAGAAAGUAGUACAUUCGUUUUAUUCGACGACUGUUCACUGACAUUAUUCCGCCUUCACGACGCUUAUAACAGUCUAUGUGAUAGAAAUGUCUGACAAAUGAUUUUUAUAAAAAAUUAAAAUUCCUGGAAAUUAUUUCAUUACAGGCAUUGCAUAGCAACGAAAUACGAUAUACGUAUCGUCGUCCAUUUGAGUAAAGAUGCCUGAUAUUGAAAAACUUCAUCUUGAGGAUACGUUAGAAGACAGUCCACAGACUCGUAGUCUGUUGUCAGUGUUUGAAAAAGAUGCACUAGGAUUGAAAAAGUAUACGUCAAACCUACAUAGCUGUUGCCAGAGGGUAAUGUCAGCACAGAAUGAAUUAUGUUCUGCUACACAAGGUUUGGCCCAACAACUACGAGCUUAUGAACUUCAGAAAUUUCCCUUGGAAAGUGAUGACAGUAUUCUCACAACAACCUUAAAACAGUUUGCAACCUACAUUGAUGAGGUGAGCUCGGUUCAACAGGUUCUGUCAUCUCAGUUUUCAGAAACAAUGAUGUACCCAUUGAAUAAGUUCUUACAAGCAGACAUGGAAGAAAUCAGCACAAUGUUUGAAAUGUUCCAGAUUGCAACUCAUGAGCAUGAACAAGCUUUGAAUAAAUACAUGAAGUUACCACACAAAAGAGACAACGAAAAAGCUAGGAUUGAUGCAAAUGAUGAACUCUACGGUAUGAGGAAGAAAUUUCAUCAGACAUCCCUGCAUUACUACUCGUGUCUGAAUGCUCUCCAGUACAAACGCAAAUGCUGCUUGCUAGAACCUAUUUUGGGUUACUUCCACGCUCAGAGGGCCUACUUCCAAAUGGGCCAUGACACAGUUUGGAAACCAGGCAUUGAAGAUUUUCUUGGCAACAUAGCAGCUAGUGUGCAGAGUGUUCACCAGGAGAUGGCGAAGGAGACCCAGAAAACGGUGGAGCUGAUCGACAAUAUAGAGAAACAGAGCGCUCACCUGUAUUACGCCGAACCACCCAUCGACAUGCCCUUCAUUCCACCCAACACUGCUCUCAUACAGAAGGCUGGAUACCUCUACCAGAAAAGUAAACAGGCCCUGAUUGCUUCCAAAUGGGAGAAACUGUAUUUCUUUACUCAAGGUGGCAAUCUCAUGAGUCAAGGGAGAGAAGAGUUUGCUGGUAGUCUUGUGGUGGAUCUCAACGAAGAUGGUGUGAUGGCUGAACCAGUGACGGAUGAUAGACGUUUCGUCUUUCAAGUUGUAUCAGCUAAUAAUAAAAAGUGUGUAUUACAAGCUGAAAAUUACAGAGAAAGAGAUGAGUGGAUAGCAACGAUAAACAACAUAGUACGAGAUAGUGGAUAUGUGCGUGGCAGAGCUGCAGCAAAAAAGAAGGAACAAACCCCAAGUAUUGGAUCUCUUAGAAGCCAGUCUUCUGAUGGCCAGCCACACCCAGAAACCGCCAGCUCAGUCCGUUCAAAUCAUUCUCAGUCUCCGCCCCCUCGCAGCAGUUCAGCAGACGACCUGAUAAUUGAUCGACCAAUCCAGUUCGACUUGGUUUCGCCCACGUUUGCAGGUCAAGGUGCUGCAUCUCCACAGUCAGGCCCUCCCAAACGAGUUAACCCAUUUAACCAGCCUGGUUCAGAAGCUUUGGAUUCGGCAAAUGAAAAUUUGGCAUUUGCACAGAACUUUACUGUUAGAUUCCUUGGUUCCAUGGAGGUGCAGACAGAUAGGGGAGAACAGCUUGUUCAUUCAACAAUACGUCAGAUAAUGGCAGCUAGAGCUAUCCACAACGUCUUCAAGAUGACAGAGUCGAGACUGCUAGUCACCAAUGAGUCCAUGAGACUCAUAGAUCCUGAUACCAAUACUACCAGGGUAGAGUUUGCGCUGGCUGACAUAUCAUUCUGGACUUCACAUCCUGAAAAUAAUAGGUUGUUUGGUUUCAUAACUCGAAGUCGAAAUGAGAGUGGAACGCCCUCUUUUGCAUGUCAUGUUUUUGAAGGCAAUACUUCAUCAGAAGAAAUCUGCCAAGCAAUAAGUACAGCAACGAAGAUAGCUUUUCAAGCAUUGAUGGAAAAACGCUCUGGGAAAACACCAACUACAGAUAAGGAGAAGAAACUACUGUUACAAAAUACUAAAAAACAAGACAACCAGCGUGACAGCGAGGAAGAAAAGUUGCCGCUCAGUCCUGAUGGAAAAUUUCUCAUUCUUAGCAGUCAAGACCAAUCAGAUAGCAGUCUCGUGUCACCUGAUCUCAACCCUCUACCCAGAGAGCACCGCGGAGAUGGAGAUGAGAGAGAGAUUGAAGGGGCGGAGUCAGAAGCAUGAUUGACACUUAUUUAGUAUUUAUUGUAUAGUCGGGUCACUUACAAAGAACACUUAUAUAAAUAUAUUCUACAUUUUCCAUGACAGCUAAAAAUAUUAUUAUGGAUACAUUGCUCUGGGGGCUUUAAAACCAGAGAAAUGGGUAGGAAAUAAAUUGUUAAUACAAAUAUUGAUAGGAUUGAUAUAAUUAUCAUUAAUCAAAUGUGAAUGAAACAGGUGAAGGAGUUUCAGAACAUUGAUGAAAUGGGUAACCUGUUAAUAAAAAUAUGGCGCCAUUGGGGAAGGUUAAAUUGUUAACUAAUACUAUAAUUCUACUUAACAAAAUGUGGCAGAAACAACAAGAUAAUAUAACAUGUGGUCUAACUAGUAUUUGUCAUUAAGAAGCAGGGUUUGUUCUAAUCUGCACUCACAACAUAUAGAUAGAAUUUCACAUAUACUACAUGUAUGACUAAGGUUAAGUUAAUUUUUACUAAUCUUACUAUAGCAUGCGACAUUGUGACUGACACGCCAAAACACUUUUAUUUGAUUUGAGUGAUACAUGUCAAACACUGAUUAACAGAUGCCAAAAUAAGUGUUUCUUUGCAGCAAAAAAUAUUUAAUUUCAAAAUGUUUUUAUAGAAAUUCUGUCUUAAUUAAAAAGUAAGCAGUUUAUCAAAUCAAAACUUCUUUUUUCUUUUUUUUUUAAAUAUUCCAUACAGUGGAGAUAUUUAAGUAAUACAUAAAAGAGAAAUAAAAAUAAAAUGACUGUUAUACCUGUAAACAUUUCAUGUCACUGGGAGCAUGUUACUUGAAAAUUCCACUUAGCAUUGGAAAUUUUGAACCACUGACUAUAUAUUGGACAGAGUCAAGACAAUCUUAUUACAGAUGAUUAAAUAUCAGAGCUACCUGUUUAAGCUGGAUUGGCUGUAUUAUGUUAAUCAACAUAGGAAAAACUUUUGAUAAAAAGUCAGGUUUGUAAAAGAGAAUUGAUGCAGUUUCUUUAGUUUUUAAUACUGCCCACUAUUUAUGAUUGUAUUUUAUCUGUGUCUAAUUUAUUGUAGAUACUUGUAUUUAUUGGUUCUAUCAUGUGUAGUUAUAUUGCAUGCUAGUUUAUAUAGAAGGGUGUGUGAUAACUCAGAUCCAAACAGCUUGAGUUUGGGUGGAGAUUAUUUUCAAAGUAGAAAUGUGUUGGGAGCCAUUUGUUUUGAAAAACUGUUUUUUUAAAAUUAUGUUUGCAGUACACAGGGCUUCUAGAUUACAGUAGCCCCACACCCAUGACUAGUGAUUUUCAAUGUUGGGCUAGUAAAUAACUACUAUUACCAUACCCGACGGCUAGUGAAAAAAACCCUUGUCAAAUGCUGCCUUUAAGUAUAUUUUGUAAAUUUGAAUAUCCUGUCCACCC